AUGGCACCACAUUCUGCAACCUCCAUCCUCACCUUCCUCUUCAUCCUCACCAUCUUCUCAUCACCAUCACCAACCUUCAUCACCACAGCCAGAGCACAAGCCAGGCCGCCCCACGGCCUCGUCUACUCGGGCCCCGUCGCCUUCUCCCCAUCCGCAGUCCAGUUCUUCCACCCAGACAACCAACUCCCUCACCCUGAGGCUGCUCAGGUCACCACCGCCGCCGCCGCGAAAUCCAGCUCCACCACCACCAUUCCCUCGAGGUCCGGCGGGAGGAGUGGAUUGGGUGCAGGGGAGAUUGCAGGGGUUGUGUUUGGUGCUGCAUUUGCUGUGUUCAUCGCCAUGGGUGCUUACUAUGUGGUGAGCAAACGUAGGGCCAAUUUGGGCAAGGCCAGCAACAACUCUGUUCAGUCACAUGUUUAA
This is a messenger RNA of Linum tenue, 420 nucleotides long. NCBI's taxonomy places the organism in Eukaryota, Viridiplantae, Streptophyta, Magnoliopsida, Malpighiales, Linaceae. The record is from the annotation of a GenBank genome assembly.